AUGCCAACAGAUGUCAUUGAAUUGUCAGAUGACGGGGAUACGGCCUCCCUUUCGGAGGAUGGGUUCGAGGGGCCCGCCCGAAACCCGCCUCGGAAGCGCAAGAUAGAGCUCGAGUUCACGGAAAAGGUUGAGUGGACAGAUGAAUCAGACAGUGCGCCUCUGAGGCCGAAAAGGCGAAAGACGAGGCGCAAGUCUGCCAAGCAGAAGAAAUCAGACAAGCGGGAUGCCAAUGGAGACCCUCUGGAGGACGACUUGGACAAUGUGGACCUGCCCGACUAUCUCGUUGAGCGGAGACGAACCUUUGAUGCCCGGCGGAAGCUCUACCACGAGUCAGCCCUGAUGCUUCCGCCUGAUUACACGGAUAUCGAAUUCGACGAGUCAGGAAGGCUCAGAGAGCUCAAAGAGCGGCCAGACUUUGGUCCAGCAAGCGGCAUCAAACCGUCUCGGCCCUACCGCGACAUCGAGCUUCCCCAGUCAGGCGGCCUCAUUCCCGCAUCAAUCGCUCAGUAUCUGCGAGACUACCAAGUGGAUGGUGUUCGGUUCCUGCACAAAAAGUUUGUGUAUCAAGAGGGAGGCAUCCUGGGGGACGACAUGGGCCUUGGCAAGACGGUCCAAGUCGCUGCUUUUCUGACGGUGGCCUUUGGGAAGACGGGAGACGAACGAGACGCCAAACGCAUGAGGCAUAUGCGGCUUCUUGGCGACAGAUGGUAUCCCAGGAUACUCAUCGUGUGCCCGGGAUCUCUCAUCGCAAACUGGAGGAACGAGCUGAGUAGAUGGGGGUGGUGGCAUGUCGACACGUUCCACGGAACAAACAAGGACGACGUGCUUGGCGCUGCCCGCGCUGGCAUGCUGGAAAUCAUGAUUACAACAUACGAGACGUACAAGAACUCUCGCAGUUCCAUCAACAUGGUGCAGUGGGAUGCCAUCAUCGCAGACGAGUGUCACCGCCUCAAGGACCGCUAUUCGGAGACCACGAAAGCAAUGCAAGAAGUGAACGCGCUCUGCAGGAUCGGCUUAACGGGAACGGCCAUUCAGAACAAAUACGAAGAACUCUGGACGUUACUGGAUUGGACCAACCCGGGCCAUUUCGGCACCAAAGCGGAGUGGUCCCAGACCAUCACAAAGCCCCUGACGGUUGGCCAGUCCCACGACGCGACGGUUGCGCAGCUUAGCCUUGCAAGGCAGACGGCAAAAAAACUGGUUCAGAAUCUUCUUCCGCGAUACUUUCUGCGGCGUAUGAAGUCUUUGAUCGCUCAUCAAUUACCGAAAAAAUGGGAUCGAGUCGUCUUUUGCCCCCUCUCCGACCUGCAGAUGGAAGCAUACGAGAACUUUCUCAGCAGCAAAGAAGUGACCAUCUUGAGGACCGCUUCGGAAGACUGUGAGCACGGGGGCAAGAAGGGCUGGUGCUGCGAACAGUAUCUCCCAAAUGGCAAACGCUGGCAGAGCAUCGUCUUCCCCAGCAUGAUGACUCUGCAAAAGCUGGCCAACCACCUGACUCUGCUGGUGCCGAUGACGACGGAUCUGGAAGAGAGGCACGAGCAAGAACUCGCGACACUCCAGACCUGCAUGCCGGACACGUGGAAAGUGCUCUAUGAGAAGCGCGAUCGGAUUAGUAACCUGGUCAACCCGGAGUUCUGCGGCAAAUGGAAGAUUCUCAAGAAGCUGCUCAAGUUCUGGCAUGGGAGCGGGAACAAGGUAUUGGUCUUCUCCCAUAGCGUGCGGCUGCUUCGCAUACUGCAGCACCUCUUCACCAACACGAGCUACACCGUGAGCUAUCUCGACGGCUCUCUGAGCUAUGAAGCGCGGCAGGAUGUGGUGGACACGUUCAAUUCUGACCCCACGCAGUUUGUGUUCCUCAUAUCAACCAAGGCCGGUGGCGUGGGGCUGAACAUCACUUCGGCGAACAAGGUGGUCAUCAUGGACCCUCACUGGAAUCCCGCGUAUGACCUACAGGCGCAAGAUCGGGCCUACCGAAUCGGUCAGACCCGCGAUGUCGAGGUCUUUCGGCUCAUCUCGGUGGGGACGAUUGAGGAAAUCGUCUAUGCUCGACAGAUUUACAAGCAGCAGCAGGCCAACAUUGGAUAUACCGCAUCGUCUGAGCGGCGGUACUUUCGUGGUGUCCAGCAAGAUACCGAGCGCAAGGGCGAAAUCUUUGGGCUCUCCAACAUCUUCACAUACCACAGCCACAUGGGCUUGCUUCGCGAUAUCGUGAACAAGACGAAUAUUGCCGAGGCCAAAGCCGGAGUGCACCUGGCCGAUGUUGACAUGGAAGAGGCAGCCAAAGAAGGAGAAGACCUGGGUGUUGUUGUGAAACAGGAAGAGAGCGCCGACUCGGAGGAUGGUGGCCUGAGCCAGCUGGCCGACCUGCUCACGUCCAACGAUCAGGCAAAGAAGCGCGAAUCCUUCAAGUCGAGCCAGCCGAAAAGCGACGCCGUACAGGCCAUUCUCACAGCUGCUGGCGUAGAGUACACGCACGAUAAUGCUGAAGUGAUUGGAUCUUCCAAGGUGGAGGAGCAGCUCUCACGGCGGGCAGAGAUGAGGCUGUUUGGUGAGGGCGACCUUGCGGGUCAAACAACCUUGUUUGCUGACACGGAUGAUGAGACUGAUGGCGAAGGGCUGCACAGCACGUACAAGCCCCCGCAAGAUGUUUGCUUGCGGCAAUUUUGUGAGAUGGCGAGGGAAUUUGGCUUUGCCAACGCUACGGAUUUUGCCCUCAUCGUGGAGAGCUGGACGACAGAAGAGAGAAGGAACUGCUUGAAUUCGUUCUACAAAAGACGCGAGGCUAAGCUAGAACGAGAGGCAUCUCUUGAUGCAAACGAGGGUAUCGCUAGUCCGGAACACACGCCAAAACUGGAGACGAUGAAGGAGGAUGAAGCAAGAAGCGGGGCCGAAGACGUCAAGGACGAGAAAGUGCUUGUCAAACCACAGGAAAGCACCGAUGAAAAGAAGCCAUUACUGGUGGACAGCAUAUCCAAGAGGGCGUCGAUUUUCCUUGUGGACGAUGACGACGACGACGAGCUCUGA
Molecule: messenger RNA, 3024 nt
Organism: Trichoderma citrinoviride
Lineage: Eukaryota; Fungi; Ascomycota; Sordariomycetes; Hypocreales; Hypocreaceae
Exons: 2
Coding region: 1-3024 (1007 amino acids)
Molecular function (GO): ATP-dependent chromatin remodeler activity; ATP binding
Source: RefSeq, a predicted model, not a curated record